CUGACCUGGUGGGAAAGGGUGGGUAGUGAACACAGGGUGAGCCCAAGCAGGGUCCAGGGCCGGCCUCGUGGCCGCAGGUAACCCCUCUGCAAGUCACCCAGAGACUUGGAGGUGACGUCCUCCCGCAGGCUGGGAAGGAUUCCGCAGCCAGUUCCUCGCCAUAAGGAGGUGGUUACAGACACGCCUGUGGGAGACAUGGGACCACUACUCGAGCUGAAUGAGGUGCCCAGGGUCGGUGGGAAUCCACAUAGACUGCUGUGUCUAGGAGAGUGUGUACACUCUAUAUAGAGAGAAUAUUUGAUGAGGCCGAGAACCCCAAAGGAAUUGUUUUUGCCAUCGAAAUGCAUAAGCUACAGGAAGUAAACAUCGCUCAAAGAAAAUGAAACCCAGGUUCCGACCUGGCCUCCACCAGCAGGAAAACUGUUGUAUGGAAAUGUACGCCAAGGAACUGUUUGUAAGGAUGAAAUGGAAAAUGAAAGCAUAGAAAAGUAAGGCAAUGUGAGGACCUCAGAAGCCUUUGGAUCUGGUUAGCAAGGUGCAGGCUGUGUGAACAGAAGAACCCACCUUGCUCUUUUGACCCAGGGAGAGAAGAGUUAGUGGGGCCAGGCUGCCUCCCAGGACAGGCCCAGUUUUGGGGCGGGGGCUGGAGAGGUCCCAGGGCAGACCCCAAGGCCAGGGAUUGCCCUGGAGUGGACAAGGCAAGUUUAAAUGUGACCUGUAGAGAGAGGACGAUCAUUGAUUUAAGUCCUGGCAUAAUUCAUCUGUUUUUCCACUGGGCCAAUUUUAGGCGUUCUUUAUAUAUUACGUACAACACAAUAAAAGUAACAGCUUCUUUUUUUAUAAACUAACCUUUAGUUUGCAUAUUAUGCUAGGAAUAUAACUAACCUAACCUCCACCCCCCCACCCCCCUACCCAACCCCGGAAAACCAAACUUUAUUCUCGAGGGCAACUGGACACUGUAUUAUGUCCUGCCGAACCCCCGCCCUUACUUAGGUAGAGGCGCGUAAGUAUUCUGGCCAUGAAAUACACCUUCUGUUUUAUAGAGAUUUGGCAUAUUUGAUAUAUGUUCUUUGGAAUUUAUGAAACAGAAAACCCAAAGGAAAAAGAAAAAAAUUAAACUUUUUUUAAAAAAAAUAUUUCAUUUAGAAAGAAAAAAUUAUUUUAAAAGUUUUUGUUAUUUCCACUUUGACAUAUGUAUGAGGAGUAUUAGAAUCUGUGUUAUGAAGUGAUACCCAGAUGGCUUUGCAGUGACAGAAAACACUUCUAAUUUUUCAAAUAAGUUAGAAAAGAGGAUUUUGAGAAUCUGGAAGUGAAUGCCGUGGAACUGUGGAGAAACUCCUAACAAUACUGGCAUGCUGAGUUUGUCACCUACACAGCAGAAAGCAUUUUACAGGUGUGGCUUUGAUAGCUGGUGGUGCCGCUUCCUGGCCUUGGAUGAGCUGUACUCCUCUGUAAACCCAACUUCCUCACCUUUGAAACAGCUGCCUGGUUCAGCGUUAAUGAAGAUUAGUCAGUGACAGGCCUGGUGUGCUGAGUCCGCACAUAGAACUUCUGCAAUGUCCCAUCAACCUCUCAGCUGCCUCACUGAAAAGGAGGACAGCCCCAGUGAAAGCACAGGAAAUGGACCCCCCCACCUGGCCCACCCAAACCUGGACACGUUCACCCCGGAGGAGCUGCUGCAGCAGAUGAAAGAGCUCCUGACCGAGAACCACCAGCUGAAAGAAGCCAUGAAGCUAAAUAAUCAAGCCAUGAAAGGGAGAUUUGAGGAGCUUUCGGCCUGGACGGAGAAACAGAAGGAAGAACGCCAGUUUUUUGAGAUACAGAGCAAAGAAGCGAAAGAGCGUCUAAUGGCCUUGAGUCAUGAGAAUGAGAAAUUGAAGGAAGAGCUUGGAAAACUAAAAGGGAAAUCAGAAAGGUCAUCUGAGGACCCCACUGAUGACUCCAGGCUUCCCAGGGCAGAAGCGGAGCAGGAAAAGGACCAGCUCAGGACCCAGGUGGUGAGGCUACAAGCAGAGAAGGCAGACCUGUUGGGCAUCGUGUCUGAACUGCAGCUCAAGCUGAACUCCAGCGGCUCCUCAGAAGAUUCCUUUGUUGAAAUUAGGAUGGCUGAAGGAGAAGCAGAAGGGUCAGUAAAAGAAAUCAAGCAUAGUCCUGGGCCCACGAGAACAGUCUCCACUGGCACGGCAUUGUCUAAAUAUAGAAGCAGAUCUGCAGAGGGGGCCAAGAAUUACUUGGAACAUGAGGAGUUAACUGUGAGCCAGCUCCUGCUGUGCCUAAGGGAAGGGAAUCAGAAGGUGGAGAGACUUGAAGUUGCACUCAAGGAGGCCAAAGAAAGAGUUUCAGAUUUUGAAAAGAAAACAAGUAAUCGUUCUGAGAUUGAAACCCAAACAGAGGGGAGCACAGAGAAAGAGAAUGAUGAAGAGAAAGGCCCGGAGACUGUUGGAAGCGAAGUGGAAGCACUGAACCUCCAGGUGACAUCUCUGUUUAAGGAGCUUCAAGAGGCUCAUACAAAACUCAGCGAAGCUGAGCUAAUGAAGAAGAGACUUCAAGAAAAGUGUCAGGCCCUUGAAAGGAAAAAUUCUGCAAUUCCAUCAGAGUUGAAUGAAAAGCAAGAGCUUGUUUAUACUAACAAAAAGUUAGAGCUACAAGUGGAAAGCAUGCUAUCAGAAAUCAAAAUGGAACAGGCUAAAACAGAGGAUGAAAAGUCCAAAUUAACUGUGCUACAGAUGACACACAACAAGCUUCUUCAAGAACAUAAUAAUGCAUUGAAAACAAUUGAGGAACUAACAAGAAAAGAGUCAGAAAAAGUGGACAGGGCAGUGCUGAAGGAACUGAGUGAAAAACUGGAACUGGCAGAGAAGGCUCUGGCUUCCAAACAGCUGCAAAUGGAUGAAAUGAAGCAAACCAUUGCCAAGCAGGAGGAGGACCUGGAAACCAUGACCAUCCUCAGGGCUCAGAUGGAAGUUUACUGUUCUGAUUUUCAUGCUGAAAGAGCAGCGAGAGAGAAAAUUCACGAGGAAAAGGAGCAACUGGCAUUGCAGCUGGCAGUUCUGCUGAAAGAGAAUGAUGCUUUCGAAGACGGAGGCAGGCAGUCCUUGAUGGAGAUGCAGAGUCGUCAUGGGGCGAGAACAAGUGACUCUGACCAGCAGGCCUACCUUGUUCAAAGAGGAGCUGAGGACAGGGACUGGCGGCAACAGCGGAAUAUUCCGAUUCAUUCCUGCCCCAAGUGUGGAGAGGUUCUGCCUGACAUAGACACGUUACAGAUUCACGUGAUGGAUUGCAUCAUUUAAGUGUUGAUGUGUCACCUCCCCAAAACUGUUGGUAAAUGUCAGAUUUUUUCCUCCAAGAGUUGUCCUUUUGUGUUAUUUGUUUUCACUCAAAUAUUUUGCCUCAUUAUUCUUGUUUUAAAAGAAAGAAAACAGGCCGGGCACAGUGGCUCAUGCCUGUAAUCCCAGCACUUUGGGAGGUCAAGGUGGGUGGAUCACUUGGGGUCAGGGUUUGAGACCAGCCUGGCCAACAUGGCGGAACCCUGUCUCUACCAAAAUUACAAAAAUUAGCCGAGCGUGGUGGCGCAUGCCUGUAGUCGCAGCUACUCGCGAGGUUGAGGCAGGAGAAUUGCUUGAACCCAGGAAGUGGCAGCUGCAGUGAGCCGAGACGACACCACUGCACUCCAGCCUGGGUGACAGAGCGAGACUCUGUCUCAAAAGAAAGAAAGAAAAAAGGAAGGAAGGAAGGAAGGAGAAGGAAGGAAGGAGAAGAAAAGGUACCUGUUCUACGUAGAACACCUUUGGUGGAGUUCCACCAACUCGCAAAGUAGAAUCCUUACCUACUACUCUUCUGAUAAUAAUUUUAGUAUUUUUUAUGUUUGGUUGAUGCGAGCAGCUGCACUGCUCAUGCAGUUAGCUAGCAUGUGACAUCAUGUGACAAAGUUCAUGUAAUUAGAUGGAAGAAACCUCACUGAUUAAUUUUAAGAACCUUUUAGGGAUGCAGGAACAAUGAAGUGGCCACAGUAUGUGCUGUUUUUGAAGCAUUUUAAAAAAUGAACUAUAGUUGUUUUUCUUCAUUUAAAAUGGAUCUGUUGGAGGUUAUGUGUGUAUGUUGUAGUUUUAUUGCAGCCACAAUAAUUGUACCAAAGUUUUCACAUAGGCACAGUUAGCCUUUACUUAAUAUCAAGACAAGUGAAAAAAUAUUGGCAUCGAUGAAACCGAUAACAUUGGCCUCAUUGGAUUUCUUUACCCACUCACAGUGUAAAGAAGUUACCUUCAUUCUUUCAUUGUACCUGCAGGCCUGUGGGCUUGUACAGUAGAUAAUUAAUUUCUAAAAAGAACAGCUGCCUAUUUUCUUCCUAGGUUAGGUUAUAUCUUCAUAAUCACAAGAAUUAGUGAUUGCAAAAUAAAAUUUUGCUUAUGAAUCUUUUACAUUGUUUAUAUAUGAUUAAUAUCAUCAUAUAUAUUUUCUGUAUUAAGCUCAUUUGGCUUCAUUUAAGCUGUAUACUUAGUCAUAUAUCUUUCAUUAGUUCUAUGAAUAUGAGCAGAUCCCUUUACUGGAGCCCAGUAUGUGCUGUUUGAGUUAGAAGUCAUUUUUGCUGAGAAGGUGAAUAGGUAGGGAUUUGCCUUGUUUUGUAAGUCUACAAUUUGCCAAGAGUAAAUAACACUGGACCAGCUGUAAAAGUAAACAGUGUGUUUAUGCAUUGAGAUAGUAAAGCAUUUAAGAAAAAAUUAAAA
Molecule: messenger RNA, 4724 nt
Organism: Gorilla gorilla gorilla (western lowland gorilla)
Lineage: Eukaryota; Metazoa; Chordata; Mammalia; Primates; Hominidae
Gene: OPTN
Product: optineurin
Exons: 15
Coding region: 1557-3290 (577 amino acids)
Biological process (GO): protein localization to Golgi apparatus; regulation of canonical NF-kappaB signal transduction; Golgi ribbon formation
Cellular component (GO): cytoplasm; nucleus; Golgi apparatus
Molecular function (GO): K63-linked polyubiquitin modification-dependent protein binding
Source: RefSeq, a predicted model, not a curated record